GACUCUAGCACAGUGGACAGAACCGAGGAAAUGGAAGAGGUUUACACAGUUUUAUUUCGCUAUUUAAGCCAGAUGAAAAUUUCUCUGAACAGUAUCAGUUCACUUCUAUCUUUCGUUCACGUCUUUUUUUUUGGCCAGGUCGCCCAGCUAGUCUUCUUUGUUCUUUCGGACCCUCCUUUGCACUUCUACAUACCUGUUAAGCUUAAGAUAUACGCUCAUUUACCCAGACUUACUUGAUAGCCAUGUUCGCCAAAAUAUCCUCCUUGUUUGUCGUUUCUGCUUUGGCCGGCAGCUCUUUUGCAGCUCCUUUCAACCCCCAGACUCAGAGUUUAGCUCGUCGAUACAUUUCCUUUAAUGACUGGCACGGUCUCUCUUCCCUUUCCGGAUUCGACAACUUCUACGGGUCUGAGAACUUCUCGGGAGAAAUAUCCACCCAAGUUGUCGAACAAGAGCAAGAAGUUGUCUGCCAUUCAUUGAGUGUCGAAAUCAUCCAACAAAAGCUUCUUGUAUUACAAGAAAUGGCUAAACAGAUCAUUACCGAACAAAUCUGUGACGUUGAAACACAGACCAUCGUCUUCCAGCAAUACAUUUCAGCCAGCAGCCACUUCACCUCCGACAUAAUGCACACCUCUGGCAUAAGCGCCGGCUAUGAUUCAUCCAUUGUUAGCCACCAUUCCGACCUCUAUAGCUCUGAUGGAAGUCUUUCUACUUCAGACCUCGGAUUCUCUGGCUCAGACGUUGGGAAAAGUGUUAUUGUUCCCACUGGUACCAACUGGAACGAUUCCACUUCCCCUAGCUCUGUACAGGCUGCAUAUGCUGCUGCUCAAAGCGCCAUUAGCAGCAACUAAGUACUCCCCUUGUAGCUGUUGAAACAAGUGGCAUGCAUGGGGCUGUAGCAUGCCGAGUCUUGGCUUGAGUAUCAUUAACUUAUACAGUAUACGUGCAAUUUUCCGAUGUUUGUUAGGCUUCAAAUUUAGGAUACUAUCAGCCUGCUAUCAGC
Lentinula edodes (shiitake mushroom) is the source of this 1000-nucleotide messenger RNA. RefSeq lists its product as uncharacterized. The coding region runs from base 243 to 848 and encodes 201 amino acids. The record is from RefSeq and is a predicted model, not a curated record. Lineage: Eukaryota; Fungi; Basidiomycota; Agaricomycetes; Agaricales; Omphalotaceae. The transcript has 6 exons.